Messenger RNA from Oryza brachyantha (malo sina), 1542 nucleotides. Its product is annotated as glycerol-3-phosphate acyltransferase RAM2-like. The record is from RefSeq and is a predicted model, not a curated record. The transcript is spliced from 2 exons. The coding region runs from base 1 to 1542 and encodes 513 amino acids. Gene Ontology annotation, molecular function: glycerol-3-phosphate 2-O-acyltransferase activity; phosphatase activity. Gene Ontology annotation, cellular component: membrane. NCBI's taxonomy places the organism in Eukaryota, Viridiplantae, Streptophyta, Magnoliopsida, Poales, Poaceae. Gene Ontology annotation, biological process: cutin biosynthetic process.
AUGGGUGGUGCCACGAUGAUGGUUGCCUCGCCGUUCCCGGCGGUGGAGAAGUGCUCGUCCAAGGACCGCGGCGGCGACACGGUCGUGGCCGACCUCGAUGGCACGCUGCUGUGCGGCCGGAGCUCGUUCCCGUACUUCGCGCACAUGGCGUUCGAGACCGGCGGCGUGCUCCGGCUGCUGCUGCUGAUCUUGCUGGCGCCGCUCGCCGGGGUGCUCUACUACUUGGUCUCUGAGUCGGCCGGGAUACAGGUGCUCAUCUUCGCGUCCAUGGCCGGCGCGAGGGUCGCCGACGUCGAGGCGGUGGCGCGCGCCGUGCUCCCCAAGUUCUACUGCUCCGACAUCCACCCGGAGUCGUGGCGCGUGUUCUCGGCGUGCGGGCGGCGGUGCGUGCUCACCGCGAACCCGAGGAUCAUGGUGGAGGCGUUCUUGAAGGAGUACGUCGGCGCCGACAUCGUCGUGGGGACAGAGCUCGUGAUAUGGCGUGGCCGCGCCACGGGGCUCGUUAGCUCCCCCGGCGUGCUCGUCGGCGAGAACAAGGCGGAUGCUCUCAGGAGAACGUUCGGGGACGCCUCGCCGGAGAUCGGCAUCGGCGACAGGCGGACGGACUACCCGUUCAUGAGGCUGUGCAAGGAGGGCUACGUGGUGCCGGCGACGCCGAAGCGGAGGCCCGUGCCGCGGGAGGAGCUGCCGAAGCCGGUGGUGUUCCACGACGGCCGACUCGUCCAGAAGCCGUCGCCGGCGCUCGCGCUGCUCACCGUGCUCUGGAUCCCCAUCGGCUUCGUGCUCGCCUGCCUCCGGAUCGCCGCCGGCGCGCUCCUCCCGAUGCGCAUGGUGUACCACGCCUUCCGCGCCCUCGGCGUGCGCGUCACCGUCAGGGGCACCCCUCCCCCGCCGGCCAGCCGCGAGACUGGCCAGUCCGGCGUGCUCUUCAUCUGCUCCCACCGCACCCUCCUCGACCCCAUCUUCCUCUCCACCGCCCUCGGCCGCCCCAUCACCGCCGUCACCUACUCGGUGUCGCGGCUGUCGGAGAUCUUGUCGCCGAUCCGGACGGUGCGUCUGACGCGUGACCGCGCGGCGGACGCGGCGAUGAUCCGGCGCCUGCUGGCGGAAGGCGACCUGGUGAUCUGCCCGGAGGGGACGACGUGCCGCGAGCCAUUCCUUCUCCGGUUCUCGGCGCUGUUCGCCGAGCUGACCGACGAGAUCGUGCCGGUGGCGAUGGAGAACCAGAUGAGCAUGUUCCACGGCACGACGGCGAGGGGGUGGAAGGCGCUCGACCCCUUCUACUUCUUCAUGAACCCUAGCCCCGGCUACGUGGUCACCUUCCUCAGCAAGCUCCCCGGCGAGCUCACCUGCAACGGCGGCAGCAGGAGCAGCCACGAGGUGGCCAACUACACCCAGAGGCUCAUCGCCUCCACGCUCUCCUACGAGUGCACCAGCCUCACCAGGAAGGACAAGUACAGGGCGCUCGCCGGCAACGAUGGCACCGUCGUGUCCAAGCCCAGCAUCGACAAGAAGGCGGCCAUGGCCACCAUGGGCUGCUAA